AUGGCCAAACUUCUGAUAGGCUCCGCCAAGGCAGACUUCAGUGAGCCUGUCGCACGUCGCAGAGAGCCUGAUCGGAAAGACUUACUUCAGCCUGUGCGAUGGGAAGAUCCGCCCAUGCUAUCAGCCCUGGGGAUGGAUUGCGCCGAACUACUUUAUUAUCUUCUGCAGGUUUAUGGCGACGGCGUUGUGAAUGUUCCUGGCAGCACAAUGCUCACCCUUGCUGUGCGAAAAAAGCGUCCGGCAUCUAUACGCGCGAUACUGCGCGACGAGACAUACACAGACCCUUUGGGCGCAGACGACGUCAAUGGCCUAAUACAAGCUAUCUAUAGCGGCGACGCAGGCUUGGUGCGUCUAAUCCUAGCGAAAAGUCGCUCCGAUCCCAACGUGGUCCACAACAGGGAAGACGACAGCCGAUGUCCCAGCGGCAUCCGCGGUCAGACACCACUGGCCGUCGCCGUAUGUCAAGGCCACGACAGCGUCGUCCGAGUCCUGUGCGCCGAUCGGCGCGUCGACAUCAACCUCGCCGGCCCCAACUACCGAACACCUUUCUUCUACGCCGUGAGGAAUAGUCGCUGGUACAUUGCCGACAUUCUGUACGAGCGCGGGGCAACCUACGACGCAGAACUCGCAUUUGAACAGGCCUGCGUCGAUCGCCGGCUUGACUGGAUGAUUCGCCUGAUACGGGUCACAGAGUUCAACGAAUACAGAUUGCAGGACUGGCACGACAAGGCGUAUGGGCAUCUGAAAACGUGUUUGUUCUGGCUUCAGGUUCGGCCCGAAUUGGACAGGAGACGAGACACGUAUGCGAAGAAUUGGGCAACGGGACAGUCGCCUGCUGUGAAUGAGGCAGUUCAAAGAUAA
Akanthomyces muscarius is the source of this 861-nucleotide messenger RNA. RefSeq lists its product as uncharacterized. The record is from RefSeq and is a predicted model, not a curated record. Lineage: Eukaryota; Fungi; Ascomycota; Sordariomycetes; Hypocreales; Cordycipitaceae. The transcript has a single exon. The coding region runs from base 1 to 861 and encodes 286 amino acids. Gene Ontology annotation, molecular function: protein binding.